AUGCCGUGCACGAGUAGAAACAAAGAAGGCAAGUGGCCCCAGGUCCAUCACUGCGACCCGGGCGUCCGCGAUAUAUUACGCGAAAUUAUACUCGGCCGCUCCUGCGAGCGACAGGGACGGAGCAAGAGGCGCGCUGACCCUCGGCUCAUAAUGUACGGUCCGGUUAGGUACACGACUUACGGAAAAUGGUACCUACGUAACCUCCAGACCCCGCGCCCGCACCCCGUGCAUGAAAUGCUUAUUAUACGCGGCACGUAUACUCUGCCCCCGCCCGCCCAGCCGCCGCACAGACCGCCGCUGCCUCUUUCACUCGCGCAUCCGCGUCGCCCGCCCGAAAAGGACGCACGACGCGAUAUUAUAGCAAAUCGAGGAUUGUUAUGUCCGGUCCGGCAGAGGUCGGCG
Iphiclides podalirius (scarce swallowtail) is the source of this 402-nucleotide messenger RNA. The record is from the annotation of a GenBank genome assembly. NCBI's taxonomy places the organism in Eukaryota, Metazoa, Arthropoda, Insecta, Lepidoptera, Papilionidae.